Molecule: messenger RNA, 630 nt
Organism: Sphenostylis stenocarpa
Lineage: Eukaryota; Viridiplantae; Streptophyta; Magnoliopsida; Fabales; Fabaceae
Source: the annotation of a GenBank genome assembly
AUGACCGAUAAACUGUGUCACGAAACUCCAAGCAGUAGCCCCAUCAAUUCCUCCUCUUCAAAACUCCAUAAAACAGAGACCCCAAAACAGAGCAAGCCCAAGAGAAACAGAGACCCCACCAAGCAUCCCCUUUACCACGGCGUACGAAUGCGCAAUUGGGGCAAAUGGGUAUCCGAAAUUCGCGAGCCACGCAAGAAAUCACGCAUAUGGCUCGGAACUUUUGCCACGCCCGAAAUGGCGGCGCGUGCGCACGAUGUUGCGGCUCUGACAAUUAAGGGCCACACGGCGAUUCUCAACUUCCCUAACACAGUAAACAUGCUUCCUAGACCUGCCACGCGUGCCCCACGUGACAUCCAAGUGGCCGCCGCGGAAGCCGCCGCGAUGGUGGAGUUGGACCGCGAGUGUUUGAAGAAGGAGGAGGAAGAGCUGAGCGAGAUUGUGGAACUGCCGAACUUAGAAGAGAGCUUGAAAUCCGUGGAGUCGAGAAGUGAGUUCGCAGUUCUUGAGUCUGUGGAUAGUUGGUUGUACCCUCCAAUGGCAGUGGGAAGCAUUUGCGAGAUGAUGGUCGGCGAACAUGACUGUGGAUUCUUCCAUUUUCAGAGCGACCAUCAUCAAACAUGUUCUGUUUAG